UGUGACCAUAUGUAAUUGUUUCCCUCACGUGACUCAGAGGCGCAGGGUUCUUGUUAUGGUAGGAUGUAGUUUUUUCUUUACUGUAAAUGCAAUUCACAAGGACAGUGAUGUACACAUAGAAUAAGGAGUACAUAACAGUGCUGCUGGUACAUGACUUCCACCACAACUCAACAGACGAACAACUGGUUGCACCUGGGAAUCUCUAGUUGGACAAAAAUGGCAUCCUUAAACUUGGUGACAUUACUGUGUUUUGGCCUUGUUGUUUUGGUUAAUUCUUACCCAUCAUUCAGCAGGCAUGAAAAUCAGUGGACAAAGCUAAUUUUGACCCACCACUGGCCUAAGACUUUGUGCACGAUGGAAGAAGUUAGUUGCCAAACCGCAGAUAAGUUUAACUACUGGACUAUACAUGGGCUCUGGCCUGAUAAAGGACAAAGCUGCAAUAGGUCCUGGCACUUCAAUGUGAAUGACAUUAAGGAUCUAUUGCCUGAAAUGGAAAUCUGGUGGCCUGAUGUGUUGCAUCCAGGAACUAAUGAGUUCUGGAAGCAUGAAUGGGAAAAACAUGGGACCUGUGCAGCUGUUGCAGAAUCAUUAAACUCUGAGAAUAAAUACUUUGCUAAAGCACUGGACCUUUACAAAAAAGUAGACCUUGAUAGUAUUCUUAAGAAGUUUAACAUUGUGCCAUCUUCAAAAUACUACAGUUUGGACAAUAUCAGGAGCGUUAUUGACAGUUUUUAUAAAGUAAAACCAAAGAUCCAGUGUGUUUCUCCUUCACAGGGAGAGGCAGUACAAACUCUGGGUCAAAUUGAAAUCUGCUUUGACAAAGAAUAUCAACUGAUGGACUGUGUGGAAGACGAAGAAGAGCUGCCGAACAGCAUUGAUGACCUCUUUGUCUUUGAAUCUGCUCAGCAGUCAGAGUUUUCUGUCUGUGAUGAGUCAAUGCCGAUAUACUAUCCUCCAGCACACGAGGAAUACUAGCAGUUGUAGGCACUAUGGGGCAGAGUUAUUAUUUAUUUGGCUCCAGUGUAGUCUGGUAAUAAUCUUAUACAUGACUUGCAAGUUAAGGUGUACACUUUGUCAGUCGAGAAUAAGUGCUGUAGAAUUUCUUGAUUUUAUCUAUUUUGAGGUUGUGAUGUUGGUGCAGGACAAAAGCAUGCAGUGUUUAAUACCAGCAGUAACAGUCAGAGUCAAUUGUGUCAAAUUGCAGUUGUUCAAAACACUGUAAUUGAAUAAGUGAUACAUACAUAAGUAGCACCAAAAUAGUUUAAAGUAAUGAGGUUACACUAAUUGGAUUAGAUACAUAUUUAGGCAAUAAAUACAAACAUUGAUCAAGUUUUAUUUAGCAUCGUACUGUAUAUUUGUAAUGUUGGGGGGUUGGUGGACAUUUGCAGAUAAUUAUAUUUAAUUGAUUUGGAGCUUUUGAUUUUGUAAAAAAACAAAAACAACAAAACACAACUGGUGAAUAGAAUUUUAAUUGGGGAUGGGGUCUUGUUUUUCCUCUGUAAUCCAUCAUUGUUAAAAAUUUAUAUCCAUGGUACUUCAUACUGGUGCUGUAUUUCUAUUUUAUAUACAUUUCAACAUAUGACAUGUUUUUGUUUACUAUUAAAACAUUUACAUUUA
Molecule: messenger RNA, 1617 nt
Organism: Acipenser ruthenus (sterlet)
Lineage: Eukaryota; Metazoa; Chordata; Actinopteri; Acipenseriformes; Acipenseridae
Product: ribonuclease T2-like
Exons: 11
Coding region: 151-975 (274 amino acids)
Biological process (GO): RNA catabolic process
Cellular component (GO): extracellular region
Molecular function (GO): ribonuclease T2 activity; RNA binding
Source: RefSeq, a predicted model, not a curated record